This is a messenger RNA of Solea solea (common sole), 4966 nucleotides long. RefSeq names its product ATPase sarcoplasmic/endoplasmic reticulum Ca2+ transporting 2a (gene atp2a2a). The transcript has 20 exons. Lineage: Eukaryota; Metazoa; Chordata; Actinopteri; Pleuronectiformes; Soleidae. Gene Ontology annotation, biological process: calcium ion transmembrane transport; intracellular calcium ion homeostasis. The record is from RefSeq and is a predicted model, not a curated record. Bases 401 to 3526 code for a protein of 1041 amino acids. Gene Ontology annotation, molecular function: ATP binding; P-type calcium transporter activity; ATP hydrolysis activity. Gene Ontology annotation, cellular component: membrane.
GUGGGACCACAGGGAUCUGCGCCACGGUGAGACACGGCACGGUCACGGUAGCAGCAGAGGAGAGGGACUGGAGCGGGUUAAUGCGGUCCUUUAACACAGGACACUGCCGCACACACUUUCCCAGCAUUUCCGGAGAUAAGGGGGCGCUCAGGGUUAUCUGCAGUCACACAGGGAAGAGGAAUUUGGCCCAAUUCAACAUCUUUUUAUUCGCUAUUGAAUUGAAUUGAAUCGUUGAAUCCGAACAGUGACCGGAGGGACGCGGUCAGUAGCUGCUGAUAGCCACAGCUCAGUGUCUGUCGGUUCUUCUCAAAGUACACACAGUGUUUUAAGGUACGUCUCCACACCACAGUGUGUUUGUGUGAGAAAAGCAGUGCGGGAAUUCAGGAGCCGUGUGUCCGCCAUGGAGAACGCACACACGAAGAGUGUGGAAGAAGUUUACAGUCAUUUCUGCGUCAAUGAAAGCACAGGACUUUCCCUGGACGAAGUCAAGCGGCAGAAGGAGAAAUGGGGCCUAAACGAGUUACCUGCUGAAGAAGGGAAAUCUUUAUGGGAGCUUGUCGCUGAACAGUUUGAAGAUUUACUUGUUCGAAUACUUCUGCUUGCUGCGUGUAUAUCUUUUGUCCUGGCCUGGUUUGAGGAGGGUGAAGAAACAAUCACAGCAUUUGUGGAGCCUUUUGUAAUCUUACUCAUUCUUAUAGCCAAUGCCAUCGUCGGUGUGUGGCAGGAACGCAAUGCUGAGGAUGCCAUUGAGGCACUUAAGGAGUAUGAACCUGAGAUGGGGAAAGUUUACCGGCAGGACAGAAAAACUGUGCAGAGGAUCAAGGCCAGAGACAUUGUGCCUGGUGACAUCGUAGAGAUUGCUGUUGGAGACAAAGUACCUGCUGACAUCCGUAUCUGUUCAAUCAAGUCAACGACCCUGAGGGUUGACCAGUCCAUUCUGACCGGUGAAUCUGUCUCCGUCAUCAAACACACUGACCCUGUGCCUGACCCUCGAGCUGUCAAUCAGGACAAGAAGAACAUGCUGUUCUCUGGCACUAACAUAGCAGCUGGAAAGGCCGUGGGUGUGGCCGUUGCCACUGGUGUCAACACGGAGAUCGGCAAGAUCCGUGAUGAGAUGGCGGCCACCGAGCAGGACAAGACGCCCCUGCAGCAGAAGUUGGAUGAGUUUGGCGAGCAGCUGUCCAAGGUCAUUUCCCUCAUCUGCAUUGCUGUGUGGGUCAUCAACAUCGGACACUUCAACGACCCCGUCCAUGGAGGCUCCUGGAUCCGUGGCGCCGUCUACUACUUCAAGAUCGCCGUGGCGCUGGCUGUGGCUGCCAUCCCUGAGGGUCUCCCUGCCGUCAUCACCACCUGCCUGGCCCUGGGCACUCGUCGUAUGGCCAAGAAGAAUGCCAUCGUCCGUAGCCUGCCAUCUGUCGAGACCCUAGGCUGCACCUCUGUCAUCUGCUCUGACAAGACAGGAACCCUGACCACCAAUCAGAUGUCUGUCUCCAGAAUGUUUGUAAUGAACAAAGCUGAAGGAGAGAACUGCUCUCUGUCAGAGUUCACUGUCACAGGAUCCACAUAUGCACCUGAAGGGGAAGUGUACCACGAUGGUAAACAAGUCAAGUCGUCGGAGUACGACGCCCUGGUUGAACUGGCCACCAUCUGUGCCCUGUGUAACGACUCCUCCCUGGACUUCAAUGAGGUGAAAGGUGUGUAUGAGAAAGUCGGAGAGGCCACAGAAACGGCGCUGACCUGUUUAGUGGAGAAGAUGAACGUCUUCAACACCGAAGUCCACAGUCUGUCCAAAAUUGACAGAGCGAACGCCUGCAACUCGGUGAUCAAGCAGCUGAUGAGGAAGGAGUUCACCCUGGAGUUCUCCAGAGACAGGAAGUCCAUGUCCGUUUACUGCACCCCCAACAAGUCUCGUUCUUCCAUGGGAAAGAUGUUUGUGAAGGGGGCCCCAGAGGGAGUGAUCGAGCGAUGCACUCACGUCAGAGUAGGAAACAGCAAAGUUCCCCUCACCAAAGGUAUCAAAGAAAAGAUCAUGUCCGUGAUCCGUGAUUAUGGGACAGGUCGUGACACCCUAAGGUGCCUGGCCUUGGCCACACGAGACACCCCCCCUAAAAUGGAGGACAUGGUUCUGUCUGAGACAGCCAAGUUCUCAGAGUACGAGACCGACUUGACCUUCGUUGGUUGUGUUGGCAUGUUGGACCCUCCCAGACAGGAGGUGGCUGCCUCCAUCACGCUGUGCCGCCAGGCCGGCAUCCGUGUCAUCAUGAUCACAGGGGACAACAAGGGCACAGCUGUGGCCAUCUGCCGCCGCAUAGGCAUCCUCUCAGAGGACGAUGACAUCGAGCACAUGGCCUAUACAGGAAGAGAGUUUGAUGAACUCUCACCAAGCGCCCAGCGGGACGCUGUGACUCAUGCCCGCUGUUUCGCCCGCGUUGAGCCCUCACACAAGUCCAAGAUCGUUGAGUUCUUACAAGGAUUUGAUGAGAUCACUGCUAUGACAGGUGACGGAGUGAAUGAUGCCCCCGCUUUGAAGAAGGCAGAGAUCGGCAUCGCCAUGGGCUCUGGCACUGCAGUAGCCAAGUCAGCCUCUGAGAUGGUCCUCGCCGACGACAACUUCUCCUCUAUUGUGGCUGCCGUUGAAGAAGGCAGGGCUAUUUAUAACAACAUGAAGCAGUUCAUCAGAUACCUUAUCUCCUCCAACGUGGGAGAGGUGGUUUGCAUCUUUCUCACUGCUGCACUGGGUUUCCCUGAGGCUCUGAUCCCAGUCCAGCUGCUCUGGGUCAACCUGGUGACUGACGGCCUCCCUGCCACCGCUCUCGGCUUCAACCCCCCUGAUCUGGACAUCAUGGAGAAGCCUCCACGAAAUGCCAAGGAGCCCCUCAUCUCCGGUUGGCUCUUCUUCAGAUACUUAGCCAUUGGAGGCUAUGUGGGUGCAGCCACUGUGGGAGCUGCUGCCUGGUGGUUUAUGCUGUCAGACGAAGGUCCCCAAAUCACUCUGUACCAGCUGAGCCACUUCCUCCAGUGCAGCCCUGACAACCCAGAGUUUGAAGGCCUGGACUGUGAAUUGUUUGAGUCACCGUACCCCAUGACCAUGGCCCUGUCUGUGCUCGUCACCAUUGAGAUGUGCAAUGCUCUGAACAGUCUCUCAGAGAACCAGUCCCUGUUGCGGAUGCCUCCCUGGGAGAACGUCUGGCUGCUGGGAGCCAUCUGCCUCUCCAUGUCCCUCCACUUCCUCAUCCUCUAUGUGGAACCUUUGCCUGUCAUCUUCCAGAUCACCCCUCUGGACGUGACCCAGUGGCUGAUGGUGCUGAAGAUCUCCUUGCCCGUCAUCCUGCUGGACGAGGUGCUGAAGUGCAUGGCCAGGAACCACUUGGACUUUGGUAAAAAGCAGGAUAAGUCGAUGAUGAAAGGCUGCUCUCUGCCUGCAUGUGCCACAGGCAUCUCCUGGCCCUUCGUGGCCGUGUCGCUGCCUCUGGUGCUGUGGAUCUACACCACUGACACUAACGUGUCUGCCAUGCUGUGGCCCUGACUGACUCCAGUUCACCCUCCCCCCCCCACUCCCGUGCACCAGUGUGAAGUGGACAUUAACACACAGCUAACACAGUUACAUUAACUCCGAACAAUGUAGAGUCGACACUUGCACCCGCUCUGACAGCCUGUGCUGGAAGAUCUUUUGUAUUUUAUGACAUUUUCACUGAUAUUUUUUGGGGGGUGUUGGGCUUUUAAGUUGUAAUUUAAUGACUUUAACUGAUGUUGUGUCCAUGGGUUUUAUUAUAUUUUGACCAUCCUGCUUUUGGAGCGUGUAGAGAAGCCACUAUGUUGGAGCUGUGUGUCGAGCUUUACAGAGAAUUUACUCUAUUUUAUAAUAAUGAAUAUUUUGUAAUUUUGGGGAGGGACUGUCGGGAUCAGACUGAGGACGUGACUGCGUGGAACCGGAUUGUAUAACCAUUCUAAUUCAGGGGGUGAAGACUUGAGAAUCUCUGUUGUCAUUUUUGAGCUCCAUGAAUCCUGGUCAUUCAUUAUUUUCUGCGUUAGGCAGAGCACAGCUACCUCAGUGCUAAUAAUAUAACCAUUACUUACCCAUGAGUCUUUACAUUUUACAGCUGGUCAUGUGUAGUGAGGUAAGCACCAGUUAGCCCUGACACAGAUUUUAAUGUUUAAUAUACGUUUUCUUUUCCCUGUUAUUGGAGGGAAGAGCAGACCGAGAUGUUACCUGUGUGAUAUUGACCUCCUUUUUUGUUUUAUACAGUCUGUCAUUAAAGGUCCAGUGUGUAACCUGUUUCCAUAGCCUCUGCCUUGCUUUACAGAGGUGGCCAUUUGCACCACCAUGUUUCUACAGCAGCCCCGAGCAGCCGCAGCGUAUACUUUGCAUUUUUGCAUAAGCACAACAUCCUUCCUGAUGUGUGAAGGCCACCGUAGUUCACUGACAUGCUUGGAAAGGGAAUUUGUUACAAUGUGCAGUCUCACCAGUAGAUGUCACUAUUGCUUACACACUGGACCUUUAAGUUUGUUUACUUGAAGAAAAAAAAUUUGUCUUAAUUUCCUUUUUUUUUUUUUUAAGUUUUCAUUUUUAUCUUAAUUACAGCAAACUUUAUAAAUGUAAAAAUGUGCACAUACUGUACUUAAUAUUUAAAAUGGCACCAAGAAGCUGAGCACAACCUGGAGCUGAGAGUCUGAUCUGUAAAUGGCACACAAGCAACGACCUUUUGUAUCUUUAUUUGUUGUUAAACUGCUUCAUACACUCACUCACACUCGCUCUGAGUCUUUGUGCAUGUGUGUUACAGUGAGACCAGGCCAGUGAGUGCUUUAUUCUGUAACCUGUGUUUGUUCCUGUGUCUUCCUCCUGUUUUUGGACCUGCAUGUCAACUCUCCUGAAAAGUCGCACACACGGUUUUUGUAGUCGGUCACUGUUCAUAUGAAAAUGGCAGCAGUGACGCAACUAUGGGAAUAAAUCUCACCAGAUAAUGAA